Molecule: messenger RNA, 1491 nt
Organism: Symsagittifera roscoffensis
Lineage: Eukaryota; Metazoa; Xenacoelomorpha; Acoela; Convolutidae
Product: membrane protein FAM174-like
Exons: 4
Coding region: 84-602 (172 amino acids)
Source: RefSeq, a predicted model, not a curated record
GGUCGUUCAUGAAAAUUGAGUGACGCGAAUUCUUCAGCACUCGAUACAAGAAGAUUCUAACUUCAAAACUGUUGCAUCACAAAAUGGAAAAAUGGAUUUUGAUGGCUGCUCUUUUGUUCAUAUCCUUAGCAUACGCGAUAGCAAAAAAUGACGACCAGAAAGAUACAAGUACAGUCGCGCCUAUUACCACACUAAAUACAACCUCUUCUAAGGAUACUUCUGUCAAAACAGACAAAGGCAAAAACGUGGUCGAAAUGAAGAAUAUUACUGCGGCUGCAAACAAAAGUCUAACUAAUGAUGAAGAUCCAAGCUCAGAAAAAAAGACGAACGGAACUGAGAGCACUACGUGGAAAGAUCGCAUUCAGGAUAUGAGAUACAGACUGAGCAAUAAUAAAAACGCAGUCCAAAUAACGAUGUUUGCUUUGAUUGGACUAACAUCGCUCGUAGUUCUCUACUUUAUCGUGAAGACAAUGAGACUGAAACGGGAGAAAAGCAAGAGUAGGAAGUACGGGGUGUUGACGAAUGGAAUGGAGAUGGAUCACCUGGAAAGUGACAGCGAUGACGAGGAUACUACAGUAUUUGAACUCAACCAUAGGCGCUAGAGAGCAAAUGAAACAGGAAACCGGAAAUCUAGACGUUCAUGCCAGUUUGUCAUAUUUGACCGGAGAAGAUCGAAAUCUUUUCUACAUCAUUUGGCGGCUAGAUGGCAUCACCUCUGAAAUAGCUAUACGAGUUCUUUGCUAUACGAGUUCUCCUGUUUACUCACCAACAUUAAAGUUAGUCGUUGUAAACGCUUACUUGAAUUGUCCAUUAAUAUUCCGACUUGUAAAUAUACUCAGUUUAAAUAACAUUCAAUCUAAUCUGUGCUAUUACUAAUGUCGUCUCGUCCACCAUCGGGCUCUCAUCAAUAUUUUUGUCAUCUUCCAAGUUGGGGCUGUUAUUAUGCCCGAGGGACCAAAUGUCCGGUGGUUUUCAGCCAAUCAAUUUCUCUUUAUCUGCGCAAAUCUGAUUUUCUUGCUGAUUUCCUAACUGAAUUGUGAUAGGCUAAAAUUUUCGGUCAUCAGCGAUCCCUCUCUACAUGCCCUGGUGUUUUCAUGUCCGAAUCCUUUGCUUUUAUACAUAUCCUUGUUGUUCAUACUAACAAAUGUUAAUCUAUGUUGAAUAUAGGGCUAUUUGAUUUAUUUAUGAAUUGUCUAAAUUAUAAUAGAAAUUUAUUAUUUUGAAAAAACCAAGAAAAGUAUGUGUAGUUGAAAGGUCAUUAAAGAUAAUGCAGUUCUCGUUUUUGUAUUAGCCGUUUUUCUGAAUUCUAAUUGUAUUAUUUCUGGUCCUUAAAUGGAUGAAAUUGGUGAAAAUUAGGCCUGGUGCCGGACAUCAGGACGACCGGACUUCAACGUGAAUCGUAGAAGUAAGUAGGUACUUGAAGACGAAAACUAAAAAAAUCAUAAAAAAUGAUGGUGGCAUCAAAACAGUAAAUUGUCGGUUUUUUAUAUA